UCGAGGCAAUUCACUAACGUCGGAGGGAAAUUACCAAAAGACACAUCAAGGCGCGUAGUCUUUGCAUGGCAUAAGCUUCUUGCUGUAUUGCACAUGCUUCAAUCACGAAGGGCGCAGGAGGAUUAGUCAGAACGAAAGCUGUCUGGUGGCCCUGGCCUGUAUAGAGUUAGGGCUUACAACGGUUUCAUCUUGCUGGUCAUUCAAGUAGCACCGAACUGCGGCAAACUUUCAUACAACAUCAACAAAUACUCUUUCAUUUUACUUUCUGAACAAGGCUUUGAAUCACUUUAUAUCUUCUGCUGCUUUUGUAAGCAGCACAGUACUCUAGAAGCAUCGAAAUGGCAUCUCUCACCCCAAACUCGGAAUUCAUUGUGCGGCCUGCAAAGUCUCUUGAGGAAGCUCGCAACUUUUGGUGGCCUCAAAUGCAGAAGCUGCAGUGGUACCGCGACUUCAACGACGGCCAGACCCAUUACGCGGUCGCGGGAAAAGAGGGUUGGCUAGUUGUGCAAUCCAAAGAUGACGAAACGGCUGAGGGCUGCAUCGUCCCUUUUGUCUACGCCAAUAGCACCGGCUGGGUUGGCUUCUUCAUUGUGAACGAGCAGCACCGUGGCAAAGGAUGGGGUGCCGCCUUGUUCGAAUCUCUCCUAAAGUUCUAUGCUGAUCACAAGACGGGCUUCGUUGGACUCGACGGCGUCGCUGAGCAAGUGCCGACGUACGAGCGCAGGGGCUUCGUCACGAAGUGUCCACUGGUUCUCAUGGUGCACCCAUCGGUGAGUGAGGCACCUUUGAUCAAGGCGGACUUCAACCUGGAGGAAGGCGAGAAGCUGGUGGACCUCUGUGACGUUCCGCAUAGGCUCCUGAUUGAGAGUGACCUCGCCCACACCGGUUUCGAGCGCCCGAAGCUCUGGUCAGACGAGGCAUUGUUUUCCCGUCCGGACGUCUAUGGCUACGCCCUCGUUUCCUCUAAAGACGCGAACAAACUCCUUGGCUGGGUUAUGGUUCGUCGAAUGGAGCACGGCCACCGGUUUGGGCCUCUGCUCGCCGAUUCGUACAAACAAGCGUUUGUUCUUCUGAAUAAAGCAAUGCAGGAUAUUGAGAGCUCUAAAGGCAGCAUGAUCGCAGAGAUAUUCUCCCCAAAUCCUGAAGGCAGGAAGGUCUUUGAAGAGCUCGGCUGGAAGUGGGGUGGGGUUGAUUACCACCGUAUGUGGCUGAAUGGGAAGGUUCCGAAAGAGCAAGAUGCCGGUGGGCGAGGAGAGAAGGGGAUGUUUGCCAUUUUCGACGCGGCGGAGGGAUGAAGGGAUUCUGAACAUGGUAUCCUGAAGUGGAGCCUACAAUGUCUCGGCAUAGGCACCCGUAUACUUCUAUUCCACUGCUUGUAGAGCUCCAAGGUGUUGUCCGAAGUCCGAGUAUA
This is a messenger RNA of Mytilinidion resinicola, 1411 nucleotides long. RefSeq lists its product as uncharacterized. The transcript is spliced from 2 exons. Gene Ontology annotation, molecular function: acyltransferase activity, transferring groups other than amino-acyl groups. NCBI's taxonomy places the organism in Eukaryota, Fungi, Ascomycota, Dothideomycetes, Mytilinidiales, Mytilinidiaceae. The coding region runs from base 339 to 1295 and encodes 318 amino acids. The record is from RefSeq and is a predicted model, not a curated record.